AUGAAGCUCACGGUACACAUGGAGGUCGCCAAAGUCUACAACGUGCUCGGCAACAAGCUAUACGAGCAUAAAAGAGCCUUUGACAUGGUCAUCCAGACCAACAAGAGUGAGCACCGAUUAAAGGAGGCCGUCCUCCAGACAGAAAUCGGAAAGCUCAAAGACAGGAUCCUCGUGCAAGAUGCGCAUAUGACGGUUCUUAAUGACGAGCUAUCAAGCACACAAGGGGCAAUGCUGGACAUUGGAAAAGAAAUGAUGGAGAUCAAGUCAGCUAACACCAAGCUGCAGCACGAGCUAGCUUCACUCAAAGCAAGCGGCAUCACAGUAAUGCAAGGUCAAACAUCCGGUACGGUCCAAUCGAACAGACCACGCAUCAAAAUUGCUGAGCCUCCACACUACUCGGGCAAAGGAAGUCUGGAGGACUGGCUCCAACAACUCGGUAUAUGGAUGCGGUGGAACGAAAUCAACAACGAUGAGCACAAGAUUACCACAGCACUGCUACAUUUGGAAGGUGGCGCGUUCACCUACAUGUCUGAGUAUGCAACCAAAGCAGCAGCAAGACAAUCACUUGGCACGACCCUCAACCUGGACAAGGACGCGCAACAACACUUGAAGGAGAUCUGUGCCAAGACCUACCCAACAAUGGUCUCCUUUGCAGAAAAGUUCCGCCAAUGGGCCACCAAGACCAACUUGGGGCACACUGCACUUAUUGGUUAUAUAGCUGAACACAGAGACAAGGACGUACACCAGGCAAUGGUAACGCGAGACAGCUUAGGUAUUCCCGACCCUACCACAUGGCCGGAAUAUCUCAACCUAUGUCUCCAACUCGAAUCAAAGUUCAGAGCUGACAAGGCAGGACAGCGCAGAAUGACAGGAACAUCAUCGAUGCCAUGA
Molecule: messenger RNA, 891 nt
Organism: Laetiporus sulphureus 93-53
Lineage: Eukaryota; Fungi; Basidiomycota; Agaricomycetes; Polyporales; Laetiporaceae
Exons: 2
Coding region: 1-891 (296 amino acids)
Source: RefSeq, a predicted model, not a curated record